Molecule: messenger RNA, 576 nt
Organism: Rhipicephalus sanguineus (brown dog tick)
Lineage: Eukaryota; Metazoa; Arthropoda; Arachnida; Ixodida; Ixodidae
Product: PDZ domain-containing protein 8-like
Exons: 4
Coding region: 1-576 (191 amino acids)
Biological process (GO): mitochondrial calcium ion homeostasis
Cellular component (GO): mitochondria-associated endoplasmic reticulum membrane contact site
Source: RefSeq, a predicted model, not a curated record
AUGGUCGAUUUUCGCGAAGUGGACAUCUUCAUCAGCCUGGACUACGCCGGCGGCGUGACCCUUGCCGUGGACGCCGAGCUCAUCAUCGGCGACGUGGCUUCACUGGCGGUCAAGGUGAACCACUUCUCGGCCAAGAGCCGCCUGCAGUUCUCCAGGAAGCCCUACACGCACUGGUCGUUCGCCUUUUACGAGGGUGGCCAACCGAAGGCUCCUCACGCGCCUCUGACCGAGCCGGAUCGCGAGUUCUUCCGCAAGCUCGAGAUGUCUGACACGGCGAGCGGCCUCAACCGCGCGCUCAAGUACCUCGAGUCGAAGCAGUACGGCCUGCGCAUGUACGCCGUCGCCGUCGAAGAGGCCAAGCACAUACACGAAGACCUGCCGCCCGACCAGCGCACCGAGCGAGUGCGCCAGGUGUACCACCGUGUGAAAGCCGAGUACGAAAAGGAGAAAGAGGAGCGAGAGAAGACGCAGGCUCGAGCCAAGGCGCACCCGGACGAUGCGGGAUCGGCGGCGCAGGUUGCCGCCGCCGAAGAGCGUCUCAAGAACAUCAACUACUUUACUACGCUUCGGGACUGA